Messenger RNA from Trichoderma gamsii, 798 nucleotides. RefSeq lists its product as hypothetical. The coding region runs from base 1 to 798 and encodes 265 amino acids. Lineage: Eukaryota; Fungi; Ascomycota; Sordariomycetes; Hypocreales; Hypocreaceae. The record is from RefSeq and is a predicted model, not a curated record. The transcript is spliced from 3 exons.
AUGAUCAAGUUCAUAGACAUCUUUUUCCACGGAGUUUCUUGGACGACGAGGUCUAUUCAGCUCUUUCGAGAGAGGGAGGACGAUGAGGACGAUGAUGAACCUGGUGUUGACUGGGCGCCAUACUACGCCUUUUCCUUGGAGCAGAUGACAGAGAGAGACUCUGUGGAACGACUGCCACCGGGGCAAUUCCUUCACCGAUACCCUCGUGUUCUGGCACUUGGCGCUAUACUUUACGAGCUCGGUCAGAAGAAGCGUUGGGAAAGCCAAGCGACUUCUUUAGGCCUGGCCUCAUCCACCAACCAUAUCGAUCCUCCGACCCUGGAAAGGAUAAUAAAUGACACCUCAUCAAAAAUUCGUAAAGGAGAAUAUCGCGUUAUUGUUGCAAAUUGUGCCAGCGAGAACUUCUUCCGGCCGGACCUGAAGGAGAAAACGCCGGAUUCUCCGGAGCAGGGUCUUCAGAAAACGGUGGAAGAACUAGAGCAAGAGCUAACAAUUGCAGAGAGGCGCGCAAUUCUCUUUAAGAAGGUUGUUGCGCCCCUCAAGGCGAUGGUUCAGACUACUGGCUGGGUUGACGAGUCAGGUAAUAUCCAACGUGUCUCCAUGAAAGGCGCGACUACAGGACUGAAAGACGAAGGACCUGAUUCAAGGAAGCCAAGACCUGAGACACUUCUUGAUACUUCUCAGACCUCUAAAGAAUUACAAACUCCACCACACGGCAUUCAACAUAGUCGAAGAGCAUCGCGGUUCGUCACCAACUUGGGAAGCUCUGCCCUCCACGCCUUGAAUGUGUCCAACUAA